AUGUCUACACCCACGCCGAAAGAAGGCACGCCAGCCGCGAAACCUCGACUCAAGAUUAACGUCAACCGAUCCUCAUCCUUCGUUGCCGAUGCAAACACAACUGCCACACCAUCAGCCUCCGUCCCGGCCUCGGCCACGGCAGCGUCAGGUGCUGUAGCCCCUACCUCAACGCCGACAGAAGGAGGUCGCAAAGUGAAGCUGAAGAUCGGGAAAUCACAACCUUCGACACCCGCUGAACAACCCCCGACCAAGACAAAAGCUGGAAGGCAGCCUAAACCCACACAGAAACUCGUCGAGAGUAAGAAGCGUGCGCAUGAUGAUCUGGAUGAUGAGUUGGGCUCGGCGCAUCCGACAACUAAGAUUAAACUCAAGCCUACAAAGUCAGGACUCACUCCGACGGUGGUGGUGAAGCCAAAGGGACGCGCACCAGUUCACCCUCCUGGAGAUGGUUACGACUCAGAAGCGAGCGACAGAGAAAAGGACCCGUCGAUCGAGGAGCAGUUUGUUCUAAGGAUGAUGCCAGGAGAGCACUGUGAUUAUGUUCGAUGGUGUAUGGAGAAUGGGAAAAUGGGCCUUCCACGGAGUCAAGGAGGAGCAGAUAUCCAACUCAAGUUUUUUGAGGAGGAUACCAGAAGGGCGGUCGUGACAGUCAAGGGCCAGCACUUUGCCGCUGUUAUGGUAGACUUACCAACGAUCACCGAGGCGAUGAAAACGUGGGACAGAAAGUCAUUUCUCAAAUCCGCUGACAUCUGCCAAAUGCUUCUGGUCUACGCCAGAAUUUCUAGCGAGGCCGAGGCCAGGGAAACGCCUCUACCAAGCAUGAUCGACCAGCAUUUUAGAUGGCCACACGGCCUAACACCACCCAUGCACGAUUGUAUGAACCGCCGAUUUGCAAAGACCAUCAGUCGUAAGGAGAUUGAAGACAAGGAAGCAGAAGUCGAGCGCUUGCUCGCCGAGGACGCUAAGGCCGGCUCGACGCGCUGGGAAUGGGUCGAUGAGAGCAAAGACGACGAGGAUGAGGAUGCCGACGGAGAGAUAGAUGACACCAUGGAGGACUACUUCCAAAACCAGGACGCAUUGUUCGAUGAAGAACAAGGAGACGACACGCUAGAGGCCGAUCUCGAGGCUGCUUUCGCUAAUGGCGAAGUAAUUGCCGAGACUGCUGCCACUGGUCUGGAUGCAACGACGCCUAUGACAACCACACAAGUCAACACGCCUGCGCCUCUACAAGAUAGUAUCGAGUCAGACGAGUCAGAAGAAGUUUCAGACGAUGACGACGAUGAUGACGACGACGAUCUGGAUGACGAUGCUCGUGCCCAGCGAGAUGAAGAGCAGGGUGUCAAGGAUAUUAUCAAUGACCUCAAGAAACAGCUGGGUAACAAGGAAGCCGAGCUGGCACGCACUCAGAACAGGAUCUUGAAGACUCGUAUUGAACAAACCAUUAAGCAGCUGAAGGCAGAGAUCGAGCUCAAGAAUUCGUCUAUCGGUAUUGAGACGGAUGAUUAG
Fusarium coffeatum is the source of this 1506-nucleotide messenger RNA. RefSeq lists its product as uncharacterized. Gene Ontology annotation, cellular component: transcription factor TFIID complex. Lineage: Eukaryota; Fungi; Ascomycota; Sordariomycetes; Hypocreales; Nectriaceae. Gene Ontology annotation, molecular function: RNA polymerase II general transcription initiation factor activity. The coding region runs from base 1 to 1506 and encodes 501 amino acids. The transcript has a single exon. Gene Ontology annotation, biological process: transcription initiation at RNA polymerase II promoter; RNA polymerase II preinitiation complex assembly. The record is from RefSeq and is a predicted model, not a curated record.